Messenger RNA from Myxocyprinus asiaticus (Chinese sucker), 1095 nucleotides. RefSeq names its product peptidylprolyl isomerase (cyclophilin)-like 6 (gene ppil6). The transcript is spliced from 8 exons. Bases 11 to 892 code for a protein of 293 amino acids. Gene Ontology annotation, biological process: protein peptidyl-prolyl isomerization. Gene Ontology annotation, molecular function: peptidyl-prolyl cis-trans isomerase activity. Lineage: Eukaryota; Metazoa; Chordata; Actinopteri; Cypriniformes; Catostomidae. The record is from RefSeq and is a predicted model, not a curated record.
ACACAUCAACAUGGAACCUGCUCUACAUUUAGAGAUAGUCGGUCUGAUGAACAAACAUAAUUUUCAAAUAGCCAAAAGCAUUGUGGAGGGACUGAAAAAUAAAUUCCCGGGUUCUUUUGAUGAUCCAGCCAUUCGCCCUCUGCUAGAAUGCGACUGGCAUGUGUAUUUAUCGAAUAAAAAAAGGGAGCUGAAAGGAGAGGUUUGGCAGUACACCGGCUGUCUUAUGUGCUUUGUUAACGGUCAGUUGCUCGGUGAUGAGAGGAAGCUGUCCAGCUGGGCUGAGCGAGAGUGGAGGUUUUCUUUCCAUCGACCACAAGCGCUGUUUAUUGCACUGGCUGAUGAGUAUUACACCAAAAACCUGCGCCGCACCGGGCACAUUUUUGUUUAUAUGGAUAUCGAAUGCAGUGGCGAGGCAUUUGGCAGACUGCUUUUUGAGCUGUUCUCAGACCUGUGUCCAAAGACGUGCAAUAAUUUUAAGGCCCUGUGCACUGGAGAAGCAGGCUUGUCCAAGAGUAAUCUUGAGUUAAGCUAUAAGGGUUCGAUAUUCUUCAGAGUUGUGCCACAUGGCUGGGUACAGGGUGGAGAUAUAUCACCUGGAAACAAAGGCACUGGGGGAGAAUCUAUCUAUGGCCCAACAUUUGAGGAUGAGAAUUUUGUUGUAUCUCACAACAAGCGUGGUGUCCUGGGAAUGGCUAACCAAGGUCCUCAUAGCAACGGCUCUCAGUUCUACAUUACACUACAGCCAGCCUCCUGGAUGGACCACAAAUAUGUGGCUUUUGGGAAACUCGUUGAAGGUACAGAGGUUCUAAGGAGACUAGAGGAAGUACCCACCUACAACGAGAGGCCCAAACAGGACUGCAAAAUAAUAGCAUGCGGAGUGUUUGAGCCCUGAGUGAUCAAAUAUUUGUAGAUCAAGCAAGCAAUGCAAAAGAUGUUUUUUACAUGACUAUUUUUUGUAAUGUAUGAAAUGGCUUUGUGCUUGUCUUUGUGAAGUGCACACAAAAUUGUUUGUUAAAUGGCCCACACAAUAUUUUGCACAUUCAAAAAAAAACUAAAUAUAAUGACUUAAAAUUAAAGGAAUAGUUCACCCCAAAA